AUGGCAGAUCCCCCUGGAGAGGACUCUGCGCCCGAAAGUGGGAAUGUUCCCAGGCAGCCCAGCCAGGUAACUUUCAACGUCGAGGAUGCAGGAGCAGAGCCGCCCGCAGGCCAAUAUGAACCCGGAGGAGGAGGAGGAGGAGGAGGACUGGUCCGUGAGCAGCCCGGCUACCCUGCGGAGACCAGGCCAUCCCAUGGCAACAUGUACCAAGCGGACCAACCCAGGCUGAAUGCCUACAACCAGCCAGAGGGAAGAGGGGCCAUGUAUCAGCCCCAGCAAGCCCGAGGUGUCCUUUUCCAAGAGAGGGGUGGCCCGCAGGACUUGAGGAUUCCUGGCAUGCCGAGGCACCCGGCCACGGGGAGGGGAAGUUUUGAGGACAUUGCAGGUGGAGCUGCUCAGCCACAGGAUCAGCCAUCCCUCCUAGGCCCAAGAGGCAGCUUCCAUGCCCUAGGGAACAGAAAUAACCAAGCUCUGCAGUAUGAAUCAGGAGGACAUGGACCGUAUCAAACACACGAACCUGGAUAUGGCCUUUAUCAGAUGGGCGGCAACCUCUACGAAGAUCAGAUCCCUGACCCAGGACCCAGGGCACUGGCGAUUAAGAAUGCAAAGGCCUACCUGUUAAAAACCAGCCUCAAAACUGGUGUGAGCUUGUAUGACCAUCUUGCUGAAAUGUUGUCUAAGAUUCUGGAUGAGCGACCUGAAAACCCUGCUGACAUUUUUGAAAACAUUAGUAAGGAUGUGAAGUGUGCUCGGUUUCAGAAGAAACUGGACACCCUCCGAGACGAAUAUGAGAAACAUCCAACAUUUGAGCUGGCUGAAAUGUACAAGACCCUGUUCCAGAAGGGUGGUGGUGAAGGAACAGAUCAAGAACUAGAAGAGGAAAUUCCAGACUCUCCUCUGCCCAAUGUAAUGGAGACGGCCUUCUAUUUUGAACAGGCUGGAAUUGGCCUGAGCAUAGAAGAGUACUACCACAUCUUCCUUGCCCUCAAACAGCUAGUCACCACACAUCCAAUUCAAACCUGCCGUUUCUGGGGCAAAAUCCUCGGAAUUGAGGCCAACUAUAUUGUAGCUGAAAUUGAGUUCCGUGAGGGAGAGGAGGAAGAAGAGGCAGAGGAAGAAGAAAUACUUGAGGAGGGACUAAAAGAAGGGAGUGAAAUGAGGGAGGAUGAAGAAGAUGAGGAUGAAGAAAAAGAUGAGCCACCAAAGCCUAACUACAAGCCCCCACCAGUUAUACCAAAAGAAGAAAAUCGGAGUGGCACCAAUAAAUUCACUUAUUUUGUUUGCAGUGAACCAGGCAAACCCUGGAUAAGAUUACCACCGGUGACCCCUGCACAGAUAGUGAAUGCCAGAAAGAUCAAGAAGUUCUUCACUGGAAGACUAGAUGCAGCCAUUGUGAGCUAUCCACCCUUCCCAGGCACUGAAGCCAAUUAUCUGCGUGCACAGAUUGCCCGCAUUUCAGCAGCGACCCAGAUCAGUCCUCUGGGAUUUUAUCAGUUUGGUGAAGAAGAAGGCGAUGAAGAGGAAGAGGGAGGAGCUGGAAGAGACACAUACGAGGAAAAUCCUGACUUUGAACCCAUUUCUGUUCUAGAGAUGGUAGAGUCUCUUUCCAACUGGGUGCACCAUAUACAGAAUAUUCUAAUUCAGGGACGCUGUACCUGGAUUAAUCCCUUUCAAAAAUCAGAGGAGGAGGAGGAGGAAGAUGAGGAAGAGGAGAAACCUGAUGAACAAGAAGAAUCACAGGAAGUAGGACCCCCUCUUCUCACACCACUCUCUGAAGAUGCAGAUAUUCAGAACAUCCCACCAUGGUCAGCUGAGACAUCAACAAAUUUAAUUCCUCAGUAUGCCCUCGCAGUUCUUCAAGCAAAUUUGUGGCCUGGAGCAUACUCCUUUGCGACAGGAAGGAAAUUUGAUAAUAUUUAUAUUGGCUGGGGUCACAAAUACAGUCCAGAGAAUUUUAACCCUACAUUGCCACCACCAGUGCAGAAUGAGUAUGCUAGUGGACCAGAAAUCACAGAGGCAUCUGAUCCAACUGUAGAAGAGGAGCUUGCACUCAAAGCUGCACAGGAGGAGGCACUGGCAGCUGAAGAGAUGGAAGAGGAAGAAGAGGAUGAGGAUGAAGAUGAGGAUGAUUGAACUUCUAAGACGUAGCAGUAGCAUUUUUCUAAGACUAGAUACAUUUUCCCAAAUACAUUAGAGUAAGCAGUG
Messenger RNA from Varanus komodoensis (Komodo dragon), 2205 nucleotides. Its product is annotated as radial spoke head protein 6 homolog A-like. The transcript is spliced from 6 exons. Lineage: Eukaryota; Metazoa; Chordata; Lepidosauria; Squamata; Varanidae. Gene Ontology annotation, cellular component: axoneme; radial spoke. The coding region runs from base 1 to 2133 and encodes 710 amino acids. The record is from RefSeq and is a predicted model, not a curated record. Gene Ontology annotation, biological process: cilium movement involved in cell motility; cilium assembly; axoneme assembly.